This is a messenger RNA of Bactrocera oleae (olive fruit fly), 5378 nucleotides long. The record is from RefSeq and is a predicted model, not a curated record. Lineage: Eukaryota; Metazoa; Arthropoda; Insecta; Diptera; Tephritidae.
CGUCGUAAUGCGCUCGUUCGUGCUGCUUUGGCGUGCAUGUGAAGGCAUAUUAGAGAAAUCGUUGCCGAAUUUGGCAGUAGAUGCGUGAUGGACGUUGAAAUUGACGGUCGGCAAUUUUUUUAAUUUCGAUGCUACGAUUUCAUGCAAGCUGUGCUUUUUUGUGUGUGUAGUGAAAGUGUUGUCGUUGCAUGUACGCGUUGUGCGCUUGCAGAAAACUCAACGAAAUAAAUGACAAGUAUUAAAUGGUAUUUCAAGAUAUUAAUGAAAUUAGCUUUGAAUAAUGGAUAGAUCAACCAAAAGUUUUGUUGGUGUUAUAUAUUUUCAUAGCAAGGAAUUUACAAUUACUUUUUAAUGAAAAGUGAGUGUUGCGUAAAUCGCGAAAAAGCUUUGAAAGUCACGUUACACUCUAACAGAGGUGUUUACAGUUUAACCAAAAUAUUUUCUGAGCGAAGUUAUUAAGUGAAAGUUCAAAACGGAGCAGUGAAUUUUGAACCCACUGGGAAUAAGUUGCUGAGCGGCCAGAAACAUAAAGCAGCUGCUUUCAGGAAAACUUCCUGAAUUUGGGUUUGUCACACAUCAUGAAAUUGACGAAAAAAUGAACCAUUGAACCGGCAAAUAAGGACCGAAGGGAAUACUUUGUUGAAAUUUGAGUAGACAAUUACUUGUGAUGAGAAAAUAAAACACCGCCAACAACAACAAGAAAAAUAAACCAAACAAAAAUCAGUACUCUGAGAAAGUAAACGAAUUGGCAGCAAAACAAACAAAUCACCAAAGAGAAUCGAAAUAAUCAUAGUUUGUUUGAAAGCAACUACAGAGAGAAAUUUAAACAAAUAUACCACUAUCUAUGCAACAUAAACCAAAAACUAUUAAAACAGUUUACGAUUAAUAAAAAUAUACAUUGUGUAUAUGUAAAUUAUUACGUAAAUAUAUGUGCGCAUGUAGUGGUGCGCGAAAAUUGAAAGUGUUUUGCGGCAGGAAAUUAUUAAUAAUGCGCGCGCUGUGGCCGCAGAUUUAAGCUAAUUAAUUUGUAUGCGCUUGUAAUAGCUUACAAUAUACAGCAAUUACAAAAACAACAACUUUAACAACAACACAAAGGCGGCAAAAGCUGCAGUAACAGAUUUCGAAAUUACAAAAACAAAAAUCAAACGGUAAUUAUUAGCAGAAAAUCCAUAGUAGGGCAGCGGAUGCAACGCAUCUGUCAGCAGACGAAGGCUGCAUUUAUUAGUUGUUCACCGCAGAACCAUAAUCAGCUGCCUGCUAUAACGCGCGACGCAAGACCACAUAAUUCAAAUAAAACACGCAUCCGCCACACAGAAUUAUCAGCGCGCUGCAGACGGCGAACUGUGUAAGUGUGUGCGUGUGACUGUGAGACGGAAACUGCGCGAGUGAAAUUUGUGGCAUUUGAAUUUUGCAAAUUGAAUAUAACAGCAAUACACAGUGCUGCGGCAUGCAACUAAAGUGUUGAACGCGCGUGUAAACAGUUAUGUCUUAAAUUAUUAUUUGCGAAAUGGCAAUUUAAGGCAACAGCAUAACCAAAGGGAUAAAGCAUACAUGCUUUUUUGCUUAAAGCCGAGUGCCGUCGAAACAAAAGUGUGUGUAUCCGUUAACUGAGGGCCGCGCAGACAAAAGAAAAAAGAAAAUAAUCUUAAGCUGUAAAAGAAGUGUGAACAUCCACACACAAAAACUCAGUGUGAAAGAGAGUAAACAAAAACUAUCUGCUCUAACGGCUACACGUCCUUCGCGUCGCAAACGCAACUUUCGCUGGAUGUCUGUGCGCGCGUCGCGUCCGCCUGUUGGUCUGUCAUAAAAUAUCAAUUUGUGAUUUUUCAAUUUUGCCGCCAACAGAGAAACGCAAACGUGCUGCCGCAAGAGCGCGUCUCGUCGCCCGCAUCUUUCACGAGCGCUCGAUCAUUUAUUAGCCGUAUUAGACGUGCCACACAUCCUAAGUAGCAGCGUUGGCGGUGUGUGUGUGUAAGAAAACUAAUAAUUUGGCUAGGAACGAGUGUGGCAAGUGCGAAAAAAUAAACAUAAAACCAAAACAACAACAAUUACAAACUAGUAUAGUUAUACUGUAUACAAACUUAGUGGUGUUUGCUUGUGGUGCGUAUCUUAACCGCUGCAGUCUGUGGCAACAUUGCGGCGAAACGUGCUCGCAUUAGCUUAAGCCACAAUUGGCAACACACAAACAUACAAACACACAUAAUAACAUACGUUUGCGCGCCGCUUAAUCCAUACAAUUCAUUUGCUGCGCCAAGACAACGUGCAACACAACUUGACUUUGCCUGACACUUGGCGAGCGCGCCGUCUUGAAGCUCUCGUCUAUUCAUCUGCCUGCCGGUCGCUUGAUUGAAGCGCUUCGGUGUAUUGCGGCAGUAAAAACGGGCGACCAAAUGUUUGCUUGUAAUUUGCGGUCAAUGAAAUUGCCUCUUAGCCGCACCCUUGGAGGCUUUGUGUCGUCGUACGCCUCCGUUGUGGUUUCCGCGUUAUCGCUGUCGACACCCACGUUGCAGGCCUGCAAGUGUGACGCGCGUGAGGUGACGAUGUCAACGUCGGCGCGGCACACACACAGCAACGGCUCGGCGCGUAGCCAACGCCAAGUGCGGUGCGGUGGCAGCAGCAAUUGUGGUAACGGGAUUAGCAAUUUUACGCAAUGCUUAAUUACUUGCGGAUUGCUUUUGCUCUUGGCUGCCGGUAAUGCCAUCGUUGAGGGCGCACUGCGAAAUGUCAAUUUAAUCAUCGAACCACCCGCGGUGCGGCGCGGCCAGCAUGCCAUCGUGCGCUGUCUCUACGAUUUGGAAGGAACGCCACUCUAUUCGGCCAAAUUUUAUCGCGGUCAAUUGGAGUUCUAUCGCUACACACCUGGUGAAUUUCCGAACACGAAAGUUUUUCCAUUUCCCGGCAUACACGUCGAUGUGACCAAUUCAAAUGCAACGCAAGUGCUCAUCCGCAAUGUGGGCUUCGGUCUGUCCGGCAAUUUCUCCUGCGAAGUGACGGCAGAUGCGCCACUCUUCUCAACGGCAACGGCCACGGGCAUUAUGCAAGUUGUUGAAUUACCCGAGAAGCGGCCAACACUUUUUACCGAGCAUACGCGUUACGAACCGGGCGACGUGUUGCGCGCAAAUUGCAGUACACCGCCGUCAAGGCCACGCGCCGAGCUAAAAUUCACAAUAAAUAAUAUGGUGGUUGGCACCUCGGAAACACAAUACGUACGCACCAUUGACAAUUUGAUGGCAUCGCGCAUCAGCCUGAAAUUGCAGCUGCAGGGCAUACACUUCACCAGCGCAAAUCCAUCGCUGCUCCACAGUGGUGUUGGUUAUGGCGGUUACAAUGGCGGCAUGAAUUCGGUGCAUAGCUUCGGCAGUGGUGGUGGUGCCGGCAGCAGCGGCGGCAGCGGUGGCUUCAGUGUUGGCAGUUUGGUUUUGCGUUGCACAGCACAAAUUGGUGAUUUGUAUCAGGAGUAUAAGGAAAUUGAAUUGGGCACACCGCAAAAGGAUCCGGUGCCAGCGAGAGUUACUCUCUCUUCCGGCACCAGCAUGACGAACUUUUUCAGCUCAUACUUUUCCUCAUCAAGUCGGCGUUUGCCACCACCGACUGCUGUCGUUAUGCUGCUAAUGGCAAUUGCUAGCGUUACAGCAACUGCAACAGUAACAACAACAACAGUAACUGCAACAACAAUGACAUUAUUGGGUGGAGUUGUUGAAUUAUGCAUUGCAACAUUUGCAUUCUUUAAUCAAAUGAUGCAGUCAGUGCACAAAUUGAGCAGCAAAUGUAUAGCACCGCAACAAAAGCAACAAGAACGACAACAACAACUAAUACAAAUACAAGCAACACGUCAGCCAAGUGCAAAUCUAUGUUGUGCUAUGCGCAUUGAACGCUACCAACAACAACAACUGUUGUCCAGUCAAUUGCAGUGGUGGCAAAAUUUUGCACAGCAACAACAACAACAACAGCAAGGACAACGCAUGCAUGCCACUACAGCCACCAGCUCGGCGUUGCACGUACCGAGGUUCACUCACAGAUAACUUAAAUCAAAUUAAAUGUGUUAAUUGAAUUAAAAUUAAAUUUAAUAAGAAAAAGUAAACUAAAAGCGAUGCGCGGUAGUCGAAAGGCAGAAGUAGAAGCUUAAAAUAAAACAAAGUAAAGUAAAGUAAAUAAAUGAUAAAAAAUUAGGCUAAUUAAUAUUAUUGUAUUUUUAUAGUAGUUUUAAGUGAACAUUAUGUUUUACGUGUAAUUACCAGCAGACAGCGAUAACAACAAAAACAAAAAACAACAGCAACAAAUAAUAAAUGCAACAACAACAACCAGACACUGUUAAUUACAUUUAAUGCGAUUAUAAAUGUGCGCAACAGCUGUAAGCUGGCAAAACGCGAAGUGAGACCCAUGAGACGAGAGGAAAAGAGAGAGGGAAGGGGAGGAAACGAAAUGCAGAUAAGGAGAGCGCAAAAUGAAAGCAACAAACUUGAACUAAAUAAAAUUUGCAUUUAAUUCGAUGGCAAGAAAUGCACUGAUGAAUCAAAAAAUCGUAAUAAUAUAUUAUAAAAAAAAACAAUUUUUAGUUUUUAAAAUUAGUGAUUUUUCUUUAAAUUUAAUGGAAAACUUAUUUUUAAGGUAAUUAAUUUUACGAAGCUCAGCAGGCAUUGAGAAUGAAUGGACUAAAUAAAAAUUACACAAAAAGUGUUUAGAGGGUUAUUAAAACAUAGUAGGUGUACACUAACAUAUGUAUGUGUACUCUUUGGUAGCCUUGAAAGCAAAUCGAAAAUAUAUAAGGUGGCAUAUAGGUAUUAAAAAACCAAUAAAUAACAACAAAAAAGAGAAAUUUGCGAAUUGAAAAAAAAAAAUUAAUAUAAAACAGCAGCAACUAUUAAAAAUAUAAUAAGAAGCCCGUAACGAAAAACAAAAAACAAAAUAAGGGACGUUACCCAAACCAAAAAUUACACCAACAAAUUGCAAAAACGCAAAAGAAAAUUUAUCGAAACGCAAACUAUGCUAAGCAACCUGUAACGGUUUUGUUUUAGGCUACCAAUAUCUACCGAUCUAGCAAAUAAUGUACCACACAAAACAGAAAAUAAAAAUUACAAAUAAAUAAAAUAUAAUAUAAUUAUAGAUAAAAUAUUAAUAAAUGAGAUUAAAUAAACCUAAAAAUGCGAAAAUAUAUAAUAGCUGUAAUUUAUUUAAAAGAUGCAACAUACGCCAAAAAGCAAAAACAACAAACUAAAUAAAUUAGCUGAGGCCAUUUCACAAACGUUCAUGCAAAUGACAACAGUAACCUGAAUAGUAUGAAGCAAAUUGUAAUAAAAACAAGAAAUAAUAUUAUAAUUUAUAUUAUGUAAUACAAAGAGGGCAUAAUAAAAAUCGUAUAUGUUACUUUUAAAUCAAAA